AUGGCGCGGAAAAUUAGGGAGGAUUACAGCGAGAUCAGCGCAAUGAAUGGAUCCGAGGGCCUGCGGGGCAGCGGCGCCGGGAGCGGGCUGGCCGGGGAAGGGGAAGGGGGAGGGGGUGUCUCCCAGGCGGAGGAUCAAAGUGCGUGGGAGGGAGGGGAAGGGCAGGCAUCCGCGGGCGGUGGGAGGGGCGCGUCCCCACCCUACGCCCGCUCACCACCCCGCUCUCGCCCACAGGACUUCACGCUGGAUUUCUACUUCCGGCAGUUCUGGACAGACCCGCGGCUGGCCUUCCGCAAGCGGCCGGGCGUGGAGACGCUCAGCGUGGGCUCCGAGUUCAUCAAGAACAUCUGGGUGCCCGACACGUUCUUCGUGAACGAGAAGCAAUCCUACUUCCACAUCGCCACCACCAGCAACGAGUUCAUCCGAAUUCACCACUCGGGCAGCAUCACCCGUAGCAUACGGUGA
Molecule: messenger RNA, 465 nt
Organism: Gryllus bimaculatus (two-spotted cricket)
Lineage: Eukaryota; Metazoa; Arthropoda; Insecta; Orthoptera; Gryllidae
Source: the annotation of a GenBank genome assembly